AUGCACGAGAUGACCGGGUCCGGGCAAGCCACCGCUGUUGCACAACCCCCAGCUGAACCUCGCCCGGUGAACGAAUCCCAGGAGGAGAUGAAGGGCACCGUCUCGUGGAGAGACCUCCCCCGGAAACAGCAGCUCGUCGUAAUCACUCUGACGAGGCUGUCCGAGCCUCUUGUCCAGACCAGUCUGCAGGCUUAUAUGUUCUACCAGCUCAAAUGGUUCGACCCCAGUCUUUCCGACUCGGUCAUCUCGAGCCAGGCCGGUGUCCUACACGCCUCCUUCACAGCGGCUCAACUACUCACGGCCAUGAUGUGGGGCCGUGUUGCCGAUUCGAGUCGCUUCGGCCGCAAGAAGGUUAUCUUGAUCGGCCUUACAGGAACGAUGAUAUCAUGCUUGGGUUUCGGCUUCAGCAGGUCAUUUUGGCAGGCUUUGUUUUUCCGAUGUCUUGGAGGAGUAACAAACGGCAAUGUAGGCGUCCUCAGGACAAUGAUCAGUGAGAUUGUGAGAGAAAAGAAAUACCAGUCGAGAGCAUUCCUCCUGCUUCCGAUGACUUUUAAUAUCGGAGUUAUUAUUGGCCCGAUACUUGGAGGAGUACUCGCAGAUCCAGCUGGCAGCUAUCCGGAUUUGUUUGGCGAGACGAGAUUCUUCCUCAACUUUCCUUACGCAAUGCCGAAUCUGGUCAGCGCCUUCUUUCUGCUUUCUGCGUCCCUGACGGCAUGGCUGUUUCUUGAAGAGACUCUCGAUGCGCGAGUUGACAAGAGAGACUGGGGCAUUGAAACGCGCAAGAGGCUCAGCACACUCCUCUCUACUUACUUCUCUCGCAAUUGGGUCUCCGCAGGCUAUACCCCAUUGGCAUCUCGCGAUUAUGUCAGGAUCAGCGUCGAGAUGACACCCUCAAGGACCCCGUCACCAGCUACACCGACCGUCCCGAGCCCGUCGAAGCGGGCCAAGCGACAACCGCGCUACACCCAGCGCCUACCGUUCCGGCGGAUCUUCACGCGCAACGUGUGCAUCACCCUGCUGGCGCGAUUCUGCCUCGCCUUCCACGUCGGCACAUUCAACAGCCUCUGGUUCGUCUUCCUCUCGACGCCUGUCUACGACCCGAACAAGCCCACAGACGGCGGACAAGGCCGCCACCUCCCGUUCGUCUUCACCGGCGGGCUCGGGCUCCCGCCCGCCAAGGUCGGCACUGCGAUGGCGGUCCUCGGCGUCCUGGGCAUCACCCUGCAGCUCUUUGUCUACCCGGCCCUCUCGGCGCGCCUCGGGACCGUCCGGUGCCUGCGCAUGGCCCUCGUCUGCUUCCCGCUCGCCUACUUCCUCGCGCCCUUCCUCUCGCUCGUGCCGAGCUCCACGGAGCCGCCCGCACCCAAGUCCGGCCCGGCCAUGUGGGUUGGCAUCUCCGGGGUCCUGCUGUGCCAGGUCGUCGGGAGGACGUUUGCGUCGCCGAACAUGGCGAUCCUCGUCAACAACUGCUCGCCGCACCCGAGCGUGCUGGGGACCUUCCACGGCCUGGCGCAGACUUGUAGCUCGGCCGCCCGCACGCUAGGUCCUGUUCUGUGCGGGUUCCUGUAUGGCGUCGGCCUGGCGCACGGGGUCGUCGGUGGGGUCUGGUGGGGUCUCAGCCUAUGGGCCGCCAUGGGGUGGUUGACGAGUUGGCUGCUGAAGGAGGGCGACGGGCAUGAAAUAUGGCUAGAUGGUGACGAGGAAGAUGAGGGUGUAGACACGACAAAGGCAGUUUGA
Molecule: messenger RNA, 1737 nt
Organism: Diaporthe batatas
Lineage: Eukaryota; Fungi; Ascomycota; Sordariomycetes; Diaporthales; Diaporthaceae
Exons: 3
Coding region: 1-1737 (578 amino acids)
Biological process (GO): transmembrane transport
Molecular function (GO): transmembrane transporter activity
Source: RefSeq, a predicted model, not a curated record